AUGUGUUGUUCAAGACUAGUUUUAUCUUUCUGUUUCAUUCUCUUCCAUGCUGUUGCUCUCACGUUUGCCCAAGACCCUUACUUCUGCUUUGAAACUGGUAACUACACAAGUAACAGUACCUACAAGGCAAACCUCAACACCCUCCUGGCUUCCAUGUCUUCCAACACCGAAAUAGAUUACGGGUUCUACAAUUUCUCCGCCGGAGAAGGCUCUGAAAAAGCCAACGCGAUUGCACUUUGUAGAGGAGAUAUCUCUACGGAGGAAUGCCGAAGUUGUGUCAACAAGUCAAGUCACGAUCUCUUACACUAUUGUCCCAACCAGAAGGAGGCAAUCAUAUGGUUCACAACAUGUAUGGUGAGAUAUUCGAACAAACUCAUAUUUGGUGUUAUGGAAGAUAGCCCUUUAUCUGCCUAUUACAACACAAAGAACGUGUCCGACGUAGAAGGGUUCAACAAGGUGCUAAAACCCUUGUUAGAUAGGCUAAGAAUCCGCGCUGCAUCAGGAAGUUCUACUCGCAAGUUUGCUGUGGGAAGCGCCGCUGCCCCAGAUUUUGAAACAAUACAUGCACUUUUGAUGUGCACCCCUGAUUUGGACGAGCUGGAAUGCAGCAACUGCCUGAGGAAGGCAGCGGAAUAUAUUCCAAAAUGUUGUGAUGGAAAGCAGGGAGGGAGAUAUAUAGCACCCAGCUGUGAUUUAAGGUACGAGGUAUACAGUUUCUAUGACCCUGCAGCUGAGACGACAUCUUCAGAAGGAAAGGAACGUCACUCAUCUAAAACUGCAGUCAUUAUAGCUGUGCCUACUGUUGUUCCUGUUUUACUAAUCAUUUGUAUCUACACCUUCUAUUUAAGAGUGAGAAAGCCAAGGGAGAAAGAUGAACGUAAGUCAGAAAUUGUGGAUGAAAUGAGUAAUGCUGAAUCAUUGCAAAUCAAGUUCAGCAUGAUUAAAGUUGCUACGGAGAACUUUUCUACUGCAAAUAAGCUUGGAGAAGGUGGAUUUGGUGUUGUUUACAAGGGUAGAUUUUCAAAUGGACAAGAAAUAGCUGUUAAAAGAUUAUCUAGCGGAUCAGGGCAAGGAGAUCUAGAAUUUAUGAAUGAAGUCCAAUUAGUGGUUAGGCUUCAGCACCGAAAUCUGGUAAAGCUCUUAGGGUUUUGCUUGAAAGGAAGUGAGAGGCUUUUGGUCUAUGAGUUUGUACCUAAUGCAAGCCUUGAUCACUUCAUAUUUGAUCCAAUCAAGCGUGCCCAAAUAUUGAAUUGGGAUAGGCGGUACAAAAUUAUAGAGGGAAUUGCUCGAGGGCUUCUUUAUCUUCAUGAAGAUUCUCGAUUUCGUAUUAUUCACCGGGAUCUCAAAGCUAGCAAUAUUCUGUUAGAUGCAGAUAUGAAUCCUAAGAUUUCCGAUUUUGGCACAGCAAGAUUGUUAGAUCAAACUCAAGGCAAUACAAAGAAAAUCAUUGGAACCUAUGGAUACAUGGCUCCGGAGUAUGCAAUGCGUGGAUACUUUUCAGUAAAGUCCGAUGUAUUUAGUUUUGGGGUUUUAGUUUUGGAGAUAAUAAGUGGGCAAAAAAAUAGUUCUUUUGCUGAAGGAGAAAAUGUAGAAGGCCUUCUAAGCUUUGCAUGGAAAAAUUGGAGGGAGGGGACAGUUUCAAAUCUUGUAGAUCCCACAUUGAGCUCCAGUUCAACAGCUGAAAUAAUGAAAUGCAUUCACAUUGGGUUACUAUGUGUUCAAGAAAAUGUUGCUAAGAGACCAACAAUUGCUUCAGUCGUUCUCAUGCUUAGUAGCUACUCCCUCACUCUAUCAGUCCCAACAAAACCCGCAUUUCUCAUGUACAGCAGCACUAGACCAGACAUAUCAUCCCAAUCGCAAAAUAGCUUAGAGGUUACAGAAUCAGAUCCGUUAGUGUUAGCUCUGUCCCAGCCUUGA
This is a messenger RNA of Corylus avellana, 1917 nucleotides long. Lineage: Eukaryota; Viridiplantae; Streptophyta; Magnoliopsida; Fagales; Betulaceae. The record is from RefSeq and is a predicted model, not a curated record.